AAGGCCGUUAGUAUACAGGCCCAAUGGAAUAACUCAACUUGAAAUCGCUCCUGAUCCGGCCACCUCCAAGUGAGCGCGCGAAGAUGUUACUUUGCGGAGGCCAUAGGUUCAAUGUAUUGGCGCCAAUCCCAUUCUCUUUUGGGACUUUCAUCAAACACCUUGCAACUUCAAAAUGCUCAAAGCUUUCACUGAGCACAAAAUCAUUUACUACCGCCGCUAGCGCAAACGUCUUCAGCUCCUCCCGUUUUGAAGCUCUAAACUCCCGUCAAAAAGAACAAGUUCAUCUCUACAUCGAUUCCCUCCUCGAAUGGAACCAGAGAAUGAAUCUGACUGCCGUAAGGGAGGAGAGUGAGGUCAUGGAAAGGCAUGUUGAAGACUCGCUUUCAAUAAUAGAUCCAAUUCGGACUUCGUAUCUCUCACAUUGUGGAGCUUCAUCAGAGAAUCUCAAUCUCGUCGAUGUUGGAAGUGGUGCGGGGCUUCCUGGAGUAAUUUUGGCCAUUGCUUGCCCUGGUUGGAAAGUGACGCUUCUGGAGUCUAUGAACAAGCGUUGUUCCUUCCUGGAGCAUGUGGUAAGUCAGAUAGGUCUAUCAAAUGUUCGAGUUAAAAGAGAAAGAGCUGAGAAGUUAGGACAAGACAUCAGCUUCAGAGAGUCUUUUGAUGUUGCAGUUGCUAGAGCAGUUGCAGAAAUGAGAAUUUUAGCUGAGUAUUGCCUUCCUCUAGUCCGGACUGGUGGUAUCUUUGUAGCUGCAAAAGGUCAUGAUCCUCAGGAGGAAGUACAAAGUGCAGAGAGAGCAAUACAACUGAUGGGAGCCUCUCUAUUGGAAAUUCGGUGUGUUGAUUCCCACAGUAAACAUGGACAGAGAACUGCAAUAAUUUGUUUGAAAGAUAAACCUACCCCCAAGAAAUAUCCUCGAGAUCCAGGAACUCCAGCAAAGGUUCCACUUUGAGAGAAACAGCCAUAUCUCCUUAUCUCCCUAUUGUACAGCUAAUGUAUGAUAGAGGGAAAUUUGUAUUUCAGUAUCCUUUCUCUCGAGUUUAGAAGCAGAAACACUGUAAUCAAAGAUGGCUGGAAACAACACUAUUAGUUCCCUUGACUUUUUGCUUACCUCACACAGAUUUCGCUUCAUUUCUAUCCAUUAAGAUGUAUAUUAUAACCCCACAGUUAUUUUUAUUAUUUUGUCUUCUUGCGGUUUUGAAUUUACAACUUCUGUU
Molecule: messenger RNA, 1212 nt
Organism: Nicotiana tabacum (common tobacco)
Lineage: Eukaryota; Viridiplantae; Streptophyta; Magnoliopsida; Solanales; Solanaceae
Biological process (GO): rRNA processing
Cellular component (GO): cytoplasm; cytosol
Molecular function (GO): rRNA (guanine-N7-)-methyltransferase activity
Source: RefSeq, a predicted model, not a curated record